This is a messenger RNA of Histoplasma mississippiense, 1881 nucleotides long. Its product is annotated as bifunctional purine biosynthesis protein ADE17. Gene Ontology annotation, cellular component: cytosol. The record is from RefSeq and is a predicted model, not a curated record. NCBI's taxonomy places the organism in Eukaryota, Fungi, Ascomycota, Eurotiomycetes, Onygenales, Ajellomycetaceae. Gene Ontology annotation, molecular function: phosphoribosylaminoimidazolecarboxamide formyltransferase activity; IMP cyclohydrolase activity. The coding region runs from base 1 to 1881 and encodes 626 amino acids. The transcript is spliced from 4 exons. Gene Ontology annotation, biological process: 'de novo' IMP biosynthetic process.
AUGGCUGAUGAAGUCCCAUCCACCCAGACGUUCAAGAAAUCUCUCGACGCUACCGAGCUCGACAGGCCUGCUCUUAGGUAUUUCCGUGACAAUAUGGUGCAGAAGUCAGCGAUCUUGUCCGUCUACGACAAAACCGGCCUACUAGAUUUGGCUAAGGGCCUUAUCCAACACAAUGUCCGCUUGCUCGCAUCUGGUGGUACAGCGAAAAUGAUUAGGGAGGCUGGGUUCCCGGUUGAAGAUGUAUCGGCCAUCACACAUGCCCCUGAAAUGUUGGGCGGUCGUGUGAAGACUCUCCACCCGGCUGUUCACGGCGGCAUCCUCGCCCGGAAUAUCGAAUCCGACGAACAGGACCUGGCAUACCAGAAGAUCGCCAAGGUCGACUUCGUUGUCUGCAACCUAUACCCGUUCAAGGAGACUGUGGCCAAGGCCGAUGUUACAAUUGAAGAGGCUGUCGAGGAAAUUGAUAUUGGAGGUGUCACUCUGCUGCGCGCUGCGGCCAAGAACCAUGCCCGUGUUACCAUCCUCAGCGAUCCCAGCGAUUACCCGGAAUUCCUAAUUGAGCUGGAGGCGGGGGAUAUCCCGGAGAAGAACAGGAAACUUUACGCUCUCAAGGCGUUUGAGCACACCGCGAACUACGAUGAGGCGAUCUCGGGCUUUUUCAGGAAGAAGUAUGCUGCUGAUUCUCAGUACAUCCCACUUCGUUACGGUGCGAACCCCCACCAGAAACCCGCUUGUGCCUUCACAAGACAGAGUCAGCUGCCGUUCAAGGUCCUUGGUGGGUCUCCGGGAUAUAUCAACCUUCUUGAUGCUUUGAACUCGUGGCCUCUCGUUAAGGAAUUGAAGCAUGCUCUGGGUUACCCCGCUGCUGCCAGUUUCAAACACGUCUCUCCUGCUGGUGCAGCCAUUGGUGUCCCGCUGAACGAGAAGGAGAAGAAGGUAUACAUGGUCGACGACAUCGCCGGCAUUGACGAUUCGGGAUUGGCACAAGCAUACGCCCGCGCCAGAGGCGCAGACCGCAUGUCCAGUUUCGGAGACGUCAUCGCCCUUUCCGAUAUCGUCGACGUUCCCACCGCCAAAAUCAUAUCCCGCGAAGUCUCUGACGGCGUCAUCGCCCCGGGCUACACUCCGGAGGCCCUAGCCCUCCUCACCAAGAAAAAAGGCGGUAAAUAUCUCGUUCUCCAAAUGGAUGAGACCUAUAACCCCCCCGGCGAGGAAUCCCGCACCGUCUAUGGCAUCCAACUCUCUCAACACCGCAACGACGCAACCAUCCACCCCAACGAAUCCUUCACAUCCAUCGUCACGCCCAAGGGCCUGAAAAAGCUCCCCGACUCCGCUCUGCGCGACCUUACCGUGGCCACCAUCGCGCUCAAAUACACACAAUCGAACUCUGUCUGCUACGCUCUGAACGGGCAGGUAAUCGGCCUUGGCGCAGGCCAGCAGAGCCGCAUCCAUUGCACGCGCCUGGCGGGCGACAAGGCAGAUAACUGGUGGAUGCGGUUCCAUGAGAAGGCGCUGAAUAUCCGUUGGAAGCCCGGCACGAAGCGGGCAGAUAAGAGCAAUGCGAUUGACAUGUUGUGUUCCGGGCAGGUGCCGGGGAAUGCCGUCGAGAAGGCUGAUUUUGAGAGAGUGUUUGAGGAAGGGUGUGUGCCGGAGCCGUUUACGGUUGAGGAGAGGGAUGCGUGGCUGAAGCAGUUGGGAGAGGUGGCCGUUUCGUCGGAUGCUUUUUUCCCGUUCAUCGACAAUGUGUUUCGCGCCGCACGAUCAGGUGCUAAAUACAUCGCUGCCCCAAGCGGGAGCCAGAACGAUGGCCCUGUCUUUGAAACAGCGGAAAAGUUGGGGAUUGUGUUUGUGGAACAAGGCACUCGGUUGUUCCACCAUUGA